AUGGAUGACAAAGCCAGACCACAGGAUAUUAAGGAGUCUCCUUCACUCUCGCCCGAGGAGGAGAACCACAUAUCCCAUGUUGUACUGAUCCCUCAACCAAGUACUCACCCCCGGGACCCCCUGAAUUGGCCUCUCAGUCGCAAGCAUGUAAUACUGGCGGUAUUAUGCCUAGCAUCCUUUUCCGGCGCCAUCGCGCCUUUAUCAGGACAGCUCAACCUAGCCGACCAGGAGAAAUUAUACCAUAAGACAAAAUUGGAGGAGUCCUACGCGAACUCCGCCGCGUUAGCAGGCAUGGCCGCCGGCCCAUUCUUCUUCGCCCCGAUAUCCCACAUCCUCGGCCGCAGCUCCGUAAUCUUCUGGUGUGUGCUCUGCACACUAGUAUGUCAAAUCUGGGGCGCCGUAAUGACACGUCCGGACGACUAUAUCCCGUACGUGAUCUCGCGGCUAUUCGCCGGCUUUUUCGGCGCCGUGCCGACGGUGCUAGGCCCGCGCAUCGUGACGGAUUUGUUCUUCUUGCAUCAGCGUGGUCGCGCGUUUACGGCGCUUCACAUGGCGUUUAUGUUCGGGACGAUUGCCGGUCCGACAUUUUCGGGAUUCGUGUCGGCACGUUCUUUCUUUCCGGUCGAGUUCUGGUGGACGGUGGGUUUGCUGGGGGUUACGCUUGUGUGUUGCUUUUGGUUUCUUGAGGAAACGGGGUUCGAUCGUGAAUGCCUUGAACGGAAUCCGUCUAUGCCGGAUGGGUUUUUGGCGAAUCGAUUUGCUACUUUCUUCUUCGGCACUGCGGUCGUUUUGCCGACGAGUUGGAAGGAAACGGCUAAAGUCGGACUCGCACCCUUUCUCAUCGGCCUUUGUCCGGUGACUAUCAUCAUGGGUAUCUUCACGCUGAUCUCCUUCGGGUUCUAUGUCGGCGUCAACGCGCUCACACCAGUGUGGCUCCAGAAACCCGUUUCAGAAGGCGGAUACGGGUUCUCGCUGGAACAGAACGCGGCGUUCACCUUCUGUCACUGGAUCGGUAUUAUCCUCGUGCAUUUCUACGGCCACUAUCUCAAUGACCGGCUGCCGCUUGCACUGGCACGGCGAUUCAACGGCGGUGUCUGGAAACCAGAGUAUCGACUGCAUGUCCUUUGGCUUCCCAGUCUUGUGAUCAACCCCAUCGGCUUGGGGAUUUUCGGAGCUGCUUUACAGUAUCAUCUGCACUAUAUGGUUUUGGCACUGGGGGUUUUCCUCGUGACUAUUGGGUCGCUGGCUAGUGUUCCGGUCACGGUGAAUUAUGUCGUGGAGUGUUUUACGCGGUACCCGGCUGAGACGGGGAUUGUCGUUGGUGCUUAUCGGAUUGUCUAUGGACUGACUAUUAGCUUUUAUAUCAAUCCUUGGGUCGAGGCCGUUGAGGUUGGGUGGGUGUAUGGUAUGAUGGCUUUCUUUGCGGUUUUCUCGUUCUUUUUUGUCAUGUUGCUUAUGUGGAAGGGGAACGCUAUUCGCAAUAUUCAAUUUGCGAGUCUUGGGUCUAGUGAGGAGGGCGAAAGGUUGAUGGAUUGA
Molecule: messenger RNA, 1536 nt
Organism: Penicillium bovifimosum
Lineage: Eukaryota; Fungi; Ascomycota; Eurotiomycetes; Eurotiales; Aspergillaceae
Product: Major facilitator superfamily domain general substrate transporter
Exons: 4
Coding region: 1-1536 (511 amino acids)
Biological process (GO): transmembrane transport
Molecular function (GO): transmembrane transporter activity
Source: RefSeq, a predicted model, not a curated record